AAACGCAGAAGAGUAGGGAGAGAGGCUGGUGGAGUGAUUGCUGCCGACCGGACGUCCGCAUAUCUGGCCGGGCCGGGUGAUGACAGUCGAGAGUGGGAAGAGCAAUUAAUCCGCCAGAACACCUCCUCCGGACGGCCUAGAAACAACAGAACUUGCCAACCAUACUCGCUUAUUGGGCUAAUAAUCUCGCCUCGAGCUCGAGCCUGCGCCGAAAAGCCGUGCGUACCCGAGAAAAGGGUCGGGCACGAAAGUGGGAGGACUGGCAGUGGUGUCAGUGUGCUUGCGUCGCUCUUUGGUGUUGUGAAUCACCCUCAGACUGCCCAAGGCCUGCAUGCAAUCGCCCUCGCCCUCGCCCUCGCCUUCGACUUGUCUCUCGACGAACCUCGUCGUGUGCAGGCCGACCGAUGUACAGAUCGAGUCUUCACGACGAAUUCCAUCCUUCCGGAAUAG
Molecule: messenger RNA, 450 nt
Organism: Protopolystoma xenopodis
Lineage: Eukaryota; Metazoa; Platyhelminthes; Monogenea; Polystomatidea; Polystomatidae
Source: the annotation of a GenBank genome assembly